AUGGGAGUAUUGGGCGAUGUUAAUCUAAGGAGUGGAAAGUCCGUUCAAAAGGAAGGUGCUAGUGAAUUGAUAACAAUCAAUGGAGAAACUAAGCCUCUCAGCGAAUUCAGUGCCAAAGAUGCUCUGAAAGCCAUAGUUGGACCGGAAAAUUCGAUACUGACGCCCAGGAAACGUCGAUCCAAAUAUGGGAGCAAAGCGAGCAUCUCUGCUGGUGUAAUCCCGUCCUGUUCCAAUCGAAUGUCUUUGACUGGUGAUGGAAAGAUGCGAUUCAGAUUUAGAAAAGCUGACGUGAAGGACUGUGCCGCAGGCAUAUCAGACUAUCCCAAAUAUGUAGAAGGUGUCCAGAAGGCGCAUGAGCAAUGGCGACAUGAGGCGGCAGCUUUGCCAUAUUGCGCUCGACUUCGAGAUAUUAAAUCUUCGAUAUGGAGAACAGCAUAUAAGUCAGCCCAUCUACCAUACAUAGACAAGGAAUCGGUGGGUUUCCGAAUACAAGACUCAGAGGACAAGGCAAGUCAUCGCAUAAACAGUGCAUAUCGGGAAGUUCCCCAAUCUUGUCAGCGGCUGCCAGCACUUUCUUCUGUAGAGCUCAAACGCGUGAUUGACGAUUUUGUGACAGUGGCCUACUGUGGUGGACCAAUAAAUGCUAUAAGCAUAGCUCCAAACCCCAUGCCAAAUGAUGAAGAAGUGGUCGUUGUAGUCACCUAUCCUUGUGAAACAACGCUGGCUGGAAAAGACAUGAGGAAAGCGCAGGGUUUGGUACAGUUUUGGCUGCAUAGCAGCGAAGGAACAAGGUCCGGAUUGCGUCCAUGGUUUGUUCUAAAGUCCAAUUUUGGUCUCGUCUUCGACGCACAUUGGCUGGAUCGCCCAAAAUGCUGCAAAGAAGAUACCUUGAUAGGCUUCCUGGCGUUGUCAACUGCGCAUGGAGCUUUGUUGAUAUAUAGACUAGAUUCGACUAGUGUCUCCUCUCCCUGUUCAGAUGCUAAAGAAUUACCUGUGGUUGAACCAGAACCGGCACUCAUUUUGUUCCAGCCAAAACCUUGGCUAAGUGGCGGGGUCAUCGAGGAGAAUUCUGAGCCUCGCUUCCCGCCUCCAUUGACGUCGAUAGCUUGGUGUACAAGAGAUGAAGCUCAGUACAUUGUUGCAGUCAAUGCUGCUGGAGGAGCAGUUAUUUGGGAUAUGCAGCGUUCACUCGAUACUCCAUAUGUUCUGCUGGAUUCAAGUUGGUGCUCCCCGGCAGCAUCUGCCACAUUCAUUGGAGGUUUUGAAGUAGCGUUAUCUUUCCGUGAGCGGAUGAUUCGAGUUUACGAUGUGCGAACGUACCAGUGCACUUUGGAGGAGAACACCGUUCGAACCGCUGGUGCGCGUGCUACCAGUCAGCCACGACUCUUCUCUGGGUUCUUCACAUUCCAAUCAGAAUAUUUUCCUGUUGGUACUGAUGGAACUGACGUUCCUCUCAAUGGUGUCAGUUUUGUUUGUGCUGAAACGAAAUCUGAAGGUUUCUUCGUUCUAUGUGUUCACCAUUUCCGGCAUGAGUUUAUGACUUGGGACGUCAACGCUUGUUCUGAAAAUGCUGUCAUUGCUAGCUGUGGUGCUGAUGGAAAGUUGCUUCUUUCAACCAACGGUCGUCUUGUCACUACUUGUCACAUUAAGGAUUAUGGGUUUAGUCUCCUAAAGACUGCACUUACUCUUGUUCGGAAGCGUAUCAGUACACCGGAAGAGGAGAGCAUGGAGGAGUUGCUUGCUAAAAUGGAAGCUCGACAAGAAAGCGUUGAAAAUGCGAGUGGUAAUGAACAGAAACGACCAGCAGCCCCAUCAUACAGUACUCAUGAAGAGUCUUUGCAAAGUCUUUGGCUGGAUAUCUAUCUCAAAGCAGAUUCAGUG
Messenger RNA from Strongylus vulgaris, 1881 nucleotides. NCBI's taxonomy places the organism in Eukaryota, Metazoa, Nematoda, Chromadorea, Rhabditida, Strongylidae. The record is from the annotation of a GenBank genome assembly.